AUGUCAAUCUUACUCUGCUUCAUCUUCCUUUCACCUCUUUUCAUAAUCUUGCUGAAAAAUCUAAAACCUUCGAAAUGGAAGCUUCCUCCGGGACCAAAGACGCGUCCGAUCACCGGAAACUUACACAACCUCCAAGGAGCCCUUCAUAUAUGUCUUCAGAAACUUUCCCAAAAGUACGGACCAGUGAUGCUUCUCCGGUUCGGAUUCGUGCCCAGGGUGAUCAUCACAUCGAAAGAAGCAGCAGAGGAAGUUCUCAAGAUCCACGAUCUUCAAUGUUGUAGCCGACCAGAGACAGCCGGGAUCCGAAUGAUCUCUUACAACUGUAAAGACAUCGGAUUCGCGCCAUACGGUGAGGAAUGGAGGACGAUGCGAAAGAUCUCGGUGGUCGAGCUCUUCACCGCCAAAAAGAUUCAGACUUUCAGGCAUAUCAGAGAGGAAGAGAAUGACUUGUUGGUCAAGAAACUGACUGAAUCUGCUUCGAGACGACCUACCGUGAAUCUGAAGAAAGCCAUAUUCACAUCAGUCGCGAGUAUUGUGUGUAGGGUAGGGUUCGGGGUAAAUCUCCAUAAGUGCGAGUUCAUGGAUGAAGAUAGCAUAUCCGAUGUUAUGCAUAAGAUGGAGUUGAUUCAGAUGGCUCCUCCUAUGUUCUCCGAUUCCUUUCCCGGAAGAGUGGGAAGAUUCGUCGAUUGGAUCUCCGGUCAGAAGAAGAGACUUGGGAACUUGUUCUCAGAUGUCAACACUUUCAACCAGAAUAUUCUGGAUGAUCAUCUUAAGCCUGGAAGGAAAGUUGUAGGGAGCUCUGAUAUUAUUGACGUGAUGAUCGAUAUGAUGAAGAAGCAAGAGGAAGACGAAGAUGGAGACUCUUUCAAGCUCACCACAGAUCAUCUCAGAGCAAUGAUUGGGGGCAUAUUUACAGCAGGAGUUAGCACAAGUGGCUCCACAAUGAUAUGGGCAAUGACAGAGCUGAUCAGAAACCCUAGAGUGAUGAAGAAAGUGCAAGACGAGAUCCGGACAACACUUGGGGACAAGAAAGAGAGAAUAACAGAAGAAGAUGCAACCAAACUCCAUUACUUCAAGCUGAUGGUUAAGGAGACAUUAAGGUUACAUCCACCAGCUCAAUUUUUACUCCCAAGAGAGACGUUGUCUCACGUCAAGAUCCAAGGCUACGAUAUUCCCGCAAAAACACACAUGAUGAUCAACGCUUACGCGAUUGCACGCGAUCCAAAACACUGGGAAAACCCCGAUGAGUUUAACCCAGACAGGUUUCUAGACAGUUCCAUAGAUUACAAAGGACUAGACUUUGAGCUUAUACCGUUUGGAUCUGGUAGGAGAAUCUGUCCAGGGAUGGCGACGGCGAUCGCCCUUAUGGAACUGGGACUGCUGAAUUUACUUUACUUCUUCGACUGGGGAUUGCCGGAGAAGGAAGAAGGUGAUGAAGAGAUCAUCACCGGAAAUGGAGUUGCUCUUGACCUAGUUCAAGUUCUUCGCCACUGA
Microthlaspi erraticum is the source of this 1494-nucleotide messenger RNA. NCBI's taxonomy places the organism in Eukaryota, Viridiplantae, Streptophyta, Magnoliopsida, Brassicales, Brassicaceae. The record is from the annotation of a GenBank genome assembly.